Gloeophyllum trabeum ATCC 11539 is the source of this 243-nucleotide messenger RNA. RefSeq lists its product as uncharacterized. Gene Ontology annotation, biological process: protein phosphorylation. Gene Ontology annotation, molecular function: protein kinase activity. The record is from RefSeq and is a predicted model, not a curated record. The transcript has 2 exons. NCBI's taxonomy places the organism in Eukaryota, Fungi, Basidiomycota, Agaricomycetes, Gloeophyllales, Gloeophyllaceae. The annotation marks the transcript as partial.
GUCCAUCACCGGUGCAUCCUCAAUUCCGUCGGGAUCCCUCUCAGUCGGUUCACAUGCACGCGCGAGGCAUUGGAAGCGAUCUAUGACUCGCUCUUAGGUCACGAACACAUGAGCAAGAAGGAUAUCCUCCAUCGGGAUAUCAGCGUGAAUAAUAUCAUGAUCAGCGCUUACCCUGAGGUGGAGAAAUGCAAAGGCUUUCUCAUUGAUGUCGAGUACGCUACCGUGGUUGGGGAGCCCGGGAGC